AGAACUAUCGAACCGUAUAGUGUGUUUUAUCGUCACUCAAAAACAAGGAAACAACGAAACCAUCGAACGCGUUCCUCGGUUUCACAGCUAAAAAUGUGACGCGAACAAGAUAGUUCGGUGGUGACUCGUAGGCGCUUCCGUAGAAACACCGCCACUUGCGUCCGAGAAGCUCGUGAGCCGUACAGGCUUCCGUACAUAUUGGAGAAAGGCCUUUACAGCAGCCAGAUGUGUGAAUGCGCCUUGAUAGUUCGACCGUUUACACUGUUGUUAUGGUAACUUGAUUGAAAUGAACGUUAUGAUUAUCGUUAGUGUUUGAAAUAUAGUUUUCAAUUAGUAAAGUAAUGUAUAUUAUUUAGAAUAUUUGUAUUAUACUUUAAAGUUUUCGUUGUUAAAGAAUUUAAAUGACCACAUAUUAAAAGUAUUUGACUUAACAGCGAAAUCAGUGUGAUCAAUUCUAUUUUAUUAGUAUAUUUAUAAUUUUAAUCAUCUUUAAUUUAUAUUUGUGGAAAUAAAAACUGCAAGAAAAUGUCACAUCUAAGAUAUAUGAAAGAUUUAAAUAAUGUAACACGAAUGGAUGAAGCAAUAAGGGGACCUUUACCUCGAUGGCAGAAAAAAUGUUUAGAAGCUUCAAAUUCCAGUACCAGUUCUACUUUGAGUUUGAACUCUUCUCGAAAAUUAGCUAAUGCAUCUGUAAAUAAUGUGAGUACUGGAAAAACGCCAACUAAACGAUUAGAGGUUCGAACUAAGAAGACUCCAUCAAAAGGUUCAAAAAAAUCUCCAAGUCGCGGUACGACGCCUGCCAAGACUCCCAGUGGUGGAGAUAGAUUUAUUCCUUCAAGAUCAACAACUAACUUCGAUUUGGGUUAUUUUAAGUUACAACAGCAAUACUCAGAGCAAAAUGGAGAUAAAGAAGGAACUGUUAGUCCUUCAAAGAAAGAAAUGCAGCGGCUUAUUGGAGAAAACCUCAAUGGUGGUGAUAUAAAUAAUAUGCGAGUAUUGUCUUAUCAAAACAAAGCUCCAGCACCACCUGAAGGAUACCAAAACUCUUUAAGAGUAGUGUACAGUCUUUCUAAAACUCCAUCUAGUGUUAAACCUUCUACAAGGUAUAUACCACAAGCACCUGACCGCAUUUUAGAUGCACCUGAAAUAGUUGACGAUUAUUAUUUAAAUUUAGUUGACUGGUCGCCUACAAACAUUUUAGCAGUAGCCUUAGGUUCAACUGUUUAUUUGUGGAAUGCUAUUACCGGAACGAUUGAGCAACUUUUUGAAUUGGAGAGUAAUGACUAUGUUUGUUCAGUUUCUUGGAUUCAACAGGGUCCAUAUUUGGCAGUUGGAACAACAUCGGGAAAUACAGAACUUUGGGAUUGUAGUGAAAUGAAAAGAGCACGUGUGAUGAAUGGACACGCGGCAAGAGUUGGUUCUUUAGCCUGGAAUCAUCAUAUUCUAACUAGUGGCUGCAGAGCUGGUCAAAUAGUUCAUCAUGAUGUCAGAUCACGUGAUCAUGUAAUUAGUACAAUAGAAGCACACGCUCAAGAAGUAUGCGGUUUAAAAUGGUGCCCCGAUGGAAAAUAUUUAGCUAGUGGUGGUAACGAUAACAUGUUGCAAAUCUGGUCUGCUGUUUCCGGUCAGCAUCAUUCUCGUCCACAACCUUUAUAUUCUUUGAAUCAACAUCAAGCAGCAGUGAAAGCACUUGCUUGGUGUCCUUGGUCAACUAAUAUUUUAGCGAGUGGUGGUGGUACAGCGGAUAGAAUGAUACGGUUUUGGAAUUGUAAUACAGGUACCUGCUUGAAUUCAGUGGAUACAAAAUCUCAAGUUUGUUCACUUUUAUGGUCAACUACAUAUAAAGAAAUUGUUUCUGGACAUGGCUAUGCACAAAAUCAAUUGACAAUUUGGAAAUAUCCGUCAAUGAAUAAAGUUGCGGAAUUAACGGGACACUCAAGUCGAGUUUUACAUUUAGCUAUGUCGCCAGAUGGUACUACUGUUUUAAGUGCAGGAGCAGAUGAAACCCUACGACUAUGGAAAUGUUUUCAACCUGAUCCUCAUAAAAAGAAAGAAGUCACUGACGUCAAAUCAGUUGCUUCUAGACUAAAACAGUCUAUUCGAUAAUAUCGGUUUAGUAAUUAUAUAUACACAUCGUGCAUUUCUAUUUUUAUAAAUUGUAACAACUUUUUUUGUCCGUUAAAUAUAUUAUGGAUUACACAACAAA
This is a messenger RNA of Leptopilina boulardi, 2206 nucleotides long. RefSeq names its product cell division cycle protein 20 homolog (gene fzy). Gene Ontology annotation, cellular component: anaphase-promoting complex. The coding region runs from base 526 to 2106 and encodes 526 amino acids. Gene Ontology annotation, biological process: anaphase-promoting complex-dependent catabolic process; positive regulation of anaphase-promoting complex-dependent catabolic process; positive regulation of ubiquitin protein ligase activity. Lineage: Eukaryota; Metazoa; Arthropoda; Insecta; Hymenoptera; Figitidae. The record is from RefSeq and is a predicted model, not a curated record. Gene Ontology annotation, molecular function: protein binding; ubiquitin ligase activator activity; anaphase-promoting complex binding. The transcript has 7 exons.